ACUCUAGAUUCAUCCCAUGCAUGCAAGGCCCUUCUUUUUUGUCUUAAGAAAGCCUCAGAAAUGGAACCUCAACUCCUCUUUCUCUCUUUCUUCCUUUCAGCACCUCUACUUUACUUCUUACUCGCCAUUUAUUUCAACCACCACCUCCUCCCUCCCUCUCCACGGUGGCGCCUCCCAAUAAUAGGGCACAUGCACCUGUUGGGUCCUCUCCUCCACCAAUCCCUCCACACCCUCGCCCUCCAACACGGACCCUUUUUCUCUCUUCACUUCGCUUCCCUUCCCUGUAUCAUUGUUUCUUCUCCCCACUACGCCAAACUCCUCCUCCACACCUACCAACACGCAUUCAUCAACCGCAUGCAAACCAUCGCCGUCAAACGCCUCACCUACGAUUCCUCUCUGGCUUUCGCGCGCUACGGUGAGUACUGGAGGUUCAUCAAGAAGCUCAGCAUGAACGAGCUUCUGGGCUCACGCAGCAUCAACAACUUCCGCCACCUGCGCCAGCAAGAGACACGUGGCUUUCUGAGGGUUCUGGCCCUGAAAGCCAAGGCUGGUGAAGCCGUUAAUGUGACGGAGGAGUUGCUUAGGUUGACGAAUAACGUUAUUUCGAGGAUGAUGUUGGGUGAAGCAGAGGAGGGUGAUGUGGUGCGUGGAGUGACAAAGAUCUUCGGGGAGUUUAAUGUUUCGGAUUUCGUUUGGUUGUUGGGGAAAUUGGACCUUCAGGGUUUUGGGAAGAGGAUAGAGGAUCUGUUUGUGAGGUUGGAUGCUAUGGUGGAAAGGAUUAUUUGCAAACGAGAGGAAAUGAGAAGAAGAAGAAAAAGGGUUGAAAAUGGAGAUUGUGACGUGAGAGACUUUCUUGAUGUUUUACUUGAUUGUGUUGAGGAUGAAAACUGCCAAGUCAAAAUUAACAGGGUUCACGUUAAAGCCCUCAUUGUGGAUUUUCUGACAGCAGGGACUGAUACCACAGCCAUCUCAACAGAAUGGGCAUUGGUGGAGCUGAUGAAGAACCCUUUGGUGGUAGAAAAAGCUCGAAAAGAGAUGGAGAGUGUGGUGGGAAAAAACAAAGUUGUUGAAGAAUGUGAUUUUGAAAAUCUACCUUACCUACAAGCCAUUGUUAAGGAAACAUUUCGUCUGCACCCAGCAGUGCCUAUGGUUAACAGAAUAUGUGUUGCAGAGUGUAAGAUUGAGAAUUAUGUGAUCCCAAAGAACACACUACUGUUUGUGAAUGUUUGGUCAAUGGGAAGGAAUCCAAAAUAUUGGGAGAAGCCAUUAGAGUUUCGUCCGGAACGGUUCAUGACGGUGGGUGAAGGAGGAGAUUCGAAUGGGGUGAUGGAUGUAAUUGGUAAACAUUUUGAACUUCUUCCUUUCGGUUGUGGAAGAAGAAUGUGUCCUGGGGUAUCUUUAGUGAUGCAAGAGGUGCCAGCAUUGCUUGGAGCUAUCAUUCAGUGUUUUGAUUUUGAGGUGAUGGAUUCCAAAGGAUUGAAGGCUGAUGGUAGAGCGAUUGAUAUGAAUGAGAGGCCAGGAUUAACGGCUCCAAGGACUCAGGACUUGCUUUGUCUUCCACUUCAAAUAUCCAAUAUACAUCAAACAACUUAGAGUUGCUUCUGUAUUCUUCUUUACAAUCGCUUAGU
Molecule: messenger RNA, 1628 nt
Organism: Vigna umbellata (rice bean)
Lineage: Eukaryota; Viridiplantae; Streptophyta; Magnoliopsida; Fabales; Fabaceae
Product: (2S)-flavanone 2-hydroxylase-like
Molecular function (GO): oxidoreductase activity, acting on paired donors, with incorporation or reduction of molecular oxygen; monooxygenase activity; iron ion binding
Source: RefSeq, a predicted model, not a curated record